Myzus persicae (green peach aphid) is the source of this 427-nucleotide messenger RNA. RefSeq lists its product as uncharacterized. Bases 132 to 395 code for a protein of 87 amino acids. The record is from RefSeq and is a predicted model, not a curated record. The transcript has a single exon. NCBI's taxonomy places the organism in Eukaryota, Metazoa, Arthropoda, Insecta, Hemiptera, Aphididae.
UAUAUUUCGAAAACGCGAAUUUCGAAUGCGAAUUGCGAAUACCACAUUUUCAACUUUCAAGUGCUUACUGCUUUCCAUUUUCAAAUUAUUUUGUCGUUCAGUGUUUAACUUGAAACUAUUUUAAAACCGCAAUGCCGUCAUCUAACUGCAGUGUUUUAGGCUGUAAAAGUAAAGAGCGAAAACAUGUCUUUCCACAGAAUGACGAUGAUUUUAACACGUGGUUGCAGCGUUGUAAUAAUAACAAAUUGUUUCAUCUUGACAAAUCUGUUGUUCGACGCCGGUAUGCGGUUUGUCAUUUACAUUUUGCUGAAUCAUGUGACAGCCCAGGAACAAAAAAGCUUAAAAAAGGGUCACUACCAACUUUAUUUUUACCAAGUAAUAAUGUAAAAAAUUAAAUUAUAUCGGUGUCUGGUGACAUGUUUGUGUA